AUGAAUUCCAGAAUGAAAAGUCGAGCUAAUACAUCUGGAAGUACGACAGACUCAAGUUCGAUAUCCGCCGUUGCAAGUGCGGCGGUCUCUUUUGAAUACGCGUCUCUGCGUCACCGGUCGCACUGUCCCCUUGGUAUCUACGUAGUACCGUCCAAAGAGUCGCUUUUUAUCUGGGACGCAAUAUUCUUUGUCCAUCAAGGAUACUAUGCCGAUGGCAUCUUCAAAUUUCGUCUGUUGUUUCCUCCAAACUACCCCGACCGCCCGCCUACUGUCCAGUUUACAACGGACAUGUUUCAUCCGCUAAUCUCUGCCAACGGAAUAUUCAACCUUGCACCUCGUUUCCAUCCUUGGCGGCCCAAGGAGCACUUCGUCUUCCAUGUCCUUCACUACAUCAAGGCUUCUUUCAAAAAGCCUGUACUUGAUAAAAUCACUGAAGCUGAUUGCUUGAACAAGGAAGCGUAUCGGUAUCAUGACUCCACGGGAUCUUUUGCCUCCCUGGCUACUCAGUCGUCGCUUUUGUCCCAAUCUCCGUCGUCGCUAUUUGAAAGGGAUUUGCCAUCCUCAUCAGAUAAGUCGCAUGGAAUGAUUCUGCGGGAGCUCAAGCCGCAACAGCUUCAGGAAAUGCGAACCAAGUUGGGACUAGCGGAAUGGGACGAAGAAUAG
This is a messenger RNA of Desarmillaria tabescens, 663 nucleotides long. RefSeq names its product UBC-like protein. The coding region runs from base 1 to 663 and encodes 220 amino acids. The record is from RefSeq and is a predicted model, not a curated record. The transcript is spliced from 4 exons. Lineage: Eukaryota; Fungi; Basidiomycota; Agaricomycetes; Agaricales; Physalacriaceae.